ACGCAUCGCAGUAUCGAUCGAUCGAUCGAUCGAUCGAGGCAGUCGAAUCGAACAGCAAGCCAGAUCGUAUCGCGAUCGAUAAAACGUUUUAUAAUUGUGUAUCCGGGUCGUGGACCGUGGAAAUCAGAUUUGCAGCGUCUCGUUCGAAAAUAGAACGAAACUCUCUCAAGCCGGUAUUCGUGAUCGAUGUGCACCUGCAAGGAAUCGCGUGGGAUGCUGUAAGCCGACUGCCGGCUAACGUCGCGGCUAUUUCAACGUGAAACGUAUCGAGAGGGAACGAUAAGCGAAGGAGGAUGCUUCCUGCUAGAAGAUUAAUCGUUGCCGUGUUUGGUGUUUGCUUGUUGACCGCUCUUCUAGAGGUGAGCGAGGCCAGGCCGCGCAUCAGACACCAGAAAGGCGGUAGCCAUUGUAGCAGAUGCGGUCCAGGUUGGGGCGUAGUGAAUCGUUGCAUCCGUGGCCGCGACACCGAGUGCGGGAAAUGCGUACCCGGUACCUACAGCCCUCAUCACAGCACCCAACCGUGCUGGAUCUGCUCUAGAUGCGGUCCAGGCCUCUUCGAGGCGCAUCCCUGUACUUCAAAAACGGACACCAUCUGCGAUUCUUGUCACAGACCUGCUCCUGAUAACCUUGAUUAUCAGAGGAAAUGUAAAGAUAAAACGAAUUUGUUCCUGGCGCCGGAGGACGCGUUGGGAACCGGCGAGGAGAGCAUCUUGGUGAACGAUCCUGAUGGACAAGAUCAGUUGGACGAUGGAAAAGAAGUGCUAGAGAAAGACGCCGAGGCGGCUAUUAUCAACGGAGAAUUGAAUUCAUUGGAGAGAUUCUAAGUCGUUGAUUUGUUUUGGAGUAUCGUGAGGCUACAGUUAUUGGAGGUUUAGUUAUUAUUGUUACUUUGUUUCUAUUUUUAUGAAGACACCUCCGUGAAGAUAUUAAUGCGUUCAAUUAACAUGAACAAGAGAAUCAUCUGCUACGAUUAAGUUUCAAUUAGCGAUGACCUGCUAUACUCCUUUCCUAGAAGUUUUACCAAGGAAAUGACUUUUCACUGUGAAUGAUCAAGGUUUCCAUUUCCUAACGAUUCUUUUAGACUUUGGAGAGAAAUUUCUAGUUUCUAAAUACCAGAGCUAGAAACUGGAAGAUCCUUGUGGAGAAAAGUUUCCCGCGAAGAAAAGUUUCCAACUCCUGAAGAUUAAAAAUUUUCUUGGACGAUGAAGGGAAUGCUUUCCUCUCCCUAUAAUACUACAAAGAUUCUAUUCACUAAAAAUUAAAAGUCUACUGCUCUGAGAGGAACUUGCAGAGCUUAAGAAAAUAAAACAACUACUUUCUAGAAAGAACAACAAUAUCUUGAUACGUUGUGAAGGAGGUUUCAUUUCCUCAUGUAGCUUGAAAUGUUCCACACAGGAUCCUGGUUCGAUAAAUUGGCCUUGGUGAACGUUAGACGACGGAAUCGGGUUCCGUCGAAUCGUUUGGAGGAAAUUGGAAGAUCGAAUUGCUUGAAUAUCGAAUUCUUUUUAAAAACUCAUGGGACUGAAAGACGAAGAGUGGAGGACAGUGUUGGUAAAGAUUUUGGUUUCGUACAGAAGCGGAAGAUCGUGGAUUACAAUUCGUCGAGUUCGUUUGAAAAUUUGAAGACUACAAGCGAACCAUUUUGCUGAAAUGAUUGAUCGAAUUUAAACAGUUAAUGAAGAGAAGAAUUGAGUUAUUGAAACGAUCGAUAUUUGCGCUUUAGAUCCGACUGGUUGAAGCCUAACAGAAACUAUCUGUCAAUUUUGGUGCUCGUUCUUUUCAACUUUCUUACUAUUUCUUUCUUACUGUAUAUUCUAAUAAUAUGUAUAAAUAAAUGUUCGAAAAGGAGUCGGUCGGUUUGGAUCGAUCCUUGAUUGCUAGUCAGUUAGCUACUAAGUAGACGAUAAGAUAACAUACGAAGUCGACACGAGACAUGUGCCACCGAUUAAUAUAUCGCACCUUUGAUGUUAAUAGCUCUUUAAUUAUGAUGCUCAUGUUAAAUGUUCAUUAAAAAUCAUUAAUUUUACUUUACGUUGCCGAUUAAGAAUUUAGAAUCCUUGUUCAUAGAAUACAACAUACAAUAUGAAAAUAUAAAAAGAAUUAAGACUAGAAAUUUACAUUAACUUCUAUCGCAAAUUAAAGUAAUCACCUAGCUGCGAUUUUCUGAGUAUCCGCGAUUUACAUUCGGUGUUUGUUUGAAUACAAUGAGACAAUCGUUUAAGUACGUCCUGACUGUAGAUCCCUGUAUGAUAUGCGUCUAUGUCAUAUUUAAUUAUACCCAAAGAUCUCUGUGGUAUUAUCUGGAUAUAUGUAAAUUCUCUCGGACAAUUCUUCUUUCAUUCUAACAAUAAGAAAGGAAGAAUUCUCUCUCUCUCUCUUUCUUCCUGCAAAGACUCUCAAAGAGCUUCUUUUCUCUCCAGAAAGAAUUUACAUAUUUACUCGUAAACUUUUGAACAUUUAUGUCCAGAAACCACCAAACAUCUUUCUCGUAAGAUCUCUUUAGAAAAGUAAAUUAUUAUAAGAUAAGCAUAUUUCGAUGUUACUUGAUAUGUAAGUACAUACACACGCCGCUGAAAAUCACUCGUGUAAAGCGUGUAAAUACACUUGUGUAAAUAUACAUAGAAACGAUAACAAUACGAUUCAGUUAUUGUGUCAAAACAGGAACCGAGAUUUCCGUCAUUCGCUCAAUAUUUUGUUUCUUGAACUUUAGCAACAAAUGUUAUUCUAGCUCUGCAGUGAAAUAAAGAUAACUAUAAUUUGCAAAAAUUUUAGCUCGAUCAUUGUGCGUAACAUUAAUCAAUUGUUAAUAAAAUGUACGAUAUGAAACUCUUUGUCAUUUUAAUGAAGCGUGCUGCUUAAAUUUAUUUAUCAAUUAUUAUUUUCUUGAUUAUUUCUUGAUUAUAUUGAGAACUAGAUACAUACAUAUAUAAAAACGAAACUUAAUUGAAGAUUUUUCUGCUAAGGAACAGAAGUUAAUUAUUUCGUUACUGAAGAGCUAAGAAACUUUAUUUAUCACGCAGACAUUUCUUUUUUUUAAUGAAUCUCGAUCACGGAUGGAAAUUCACCAAAGCACCAUUCUACUUUCUAUCCGUUGUAUUUAUUUAUGUCAAUGUUCAUUCAUUGACAAAAGACACGUCUACUAUAUAGACAUAAUAAAAUACAGAUAUAAUAAUCUAUAUAAGUCUCUUUUUUCUAUUUUUGAACAACCUCUUCUAUUAUCGAUGCUCAAACGUACGUUUAUAUAAUUAUAAUCUACAUAAUAACUAUAAUC
This is a messenger RNA of Frieseomelitta varia, 3271 nucleotides long. Its product is annotated as tumor necrosis factor receptor superfamily member 4-like. The transcript is spliced from 3 exons. Gene Ontology annotation, molecular function: protein binding; tumor necrosis factor receptor activity. NCBI's taxonomy places the organism in Eukaryota, Metazoa, Arthropoda, Insecta, Hymenoptera, Apidae. Gene Ontology annotation, biological process: inflammatory response. The coding region runs from base 294 to 824 and encodes 176 amino acids. The record is from RefSeq and is a predicted model, not a curated record.